AUGGAACAGAGGAAUUCAUACUCAAUCCUCUGUUUUAUCCUCAUAAGUUUUGGUGUUGCUUUAGUUUCCGCACAACAACAAUGCAUGAACACUGGUACUUUCAGACUCAACAGUUUAUACGACGCAAAUCGUCGCCUCAUCCUUUCUUCUCUUCCUUCCAGUGUCAUGGCUCAAGAUCGCUUCUUCUUCCAAGGUUCGACUGGUCAAGAACCGAACCGCGUCUAUGCAAGAGCGAUGUGCAUCCCGGGAUCAACUUCAGAUGACUGCUCUGAUUGUAUCAAGACCGCGUCUAAUGGUUUGAUACAGAGUUGUCCUAACCAAACAAGGGCGUUUGCAUGGCGAGGUGAGCCUACACUUUGCCAUGUGCGCUACUCCAACACUUCUUUCUCAGAUGUAUCUUCAGAGCUAAACCCGAAUAAUGUGUUCAACAAUAAUGUGUUCAACAACACCGGAGAUAUCAACACAAAUCUAACAGAGUUCGCGGCUAAAUGGGAAAACUUAACUGCUCAUUUGAUUGUUGCAGCCUCCACAGAAAACAGCACACCAUCCUCUAGCAGUAACUAUUACAAAGCUGAUGCUGUAGCCUUGACGCCUUUCCAAAACAUUUAUGCGUUGAUGCAAUGCACGCCGGAUUCAAGUUCUCUUACUCAUGAUUGUGAAAAUUGUCUGAAACAGAACGUAGCUGACUACCAGUCAUGCUGUAGACAGACGCAAGGAGGCGUUAUUAUGCGGGCAAGCUGCUUUUUCCGUUGGGAUUUGAAACCAUUCUCCAAGGCUUUUGGGAAUAUAACUGUGGCUUCUCCUCCUCCUCUGCUGCAACCUGGCAAGAGAUUCAAUGGUAUUGUGGCAAUUCUUGUUCCCAUCGUAGUAGUUGCUUUCAUCAUCAUCAUCAUCUUAGUACUGACUGCUCGACGAUCUGCUGUACUUUGUUGGAGGAGAAAGCCAUAUGAAGAACUUGAUUUUGACCAAUGUGAGUCUGGUAUUUCAACAGUUGACUCCCUUCAAUUCGAACUUAAGACGCUUGAAGCUGCCACUGAUAAAUUUGCAAUGAGUAACAAGCUCGGUCAAGGUGGCUUCGGCGAAGUUUUUAAGGGUAUGUUGCCUAAUGGAACAGAAGUUGCAGUGAAGAGACUAUCGAAAGCAUCAGAGCAAGGCGCACCAGAGUUCAAGAACGAGGUUGUUGUUGUUGCGAAACUUCAUCAUAGGAAUCUUGUUAGACUUCUCGGCUUUUGUUUGGAAGGAAAAGAGAAGAUACUUGUUUUUGAGUUUGUCCACAACAAGAGCCUCGAUUACUUCCUAUUUGAUCCUAAAAAGCAAGGGCAGUUAGACUGGACAAAACGGUACAACAUUAUUGGGGGAAUCACUCGAGGGGUAUUAUAUCUGCAUCAAGAUUCACAGCUCACAAUCAUCCACCGUGACCUCAAAGCUAGCAAUAUUCUCCUAGAUGUCGAUAUGAACCCGAAAAUUGCUGAUUUUGGAAUGGCGAGAAUUUUUGGGAUGGACCAAAGUGGGGCUAAUACAAAGAGAAUAGUUGGGACUCGUGGUUACAUGCCCCCAGAAUAUGUGAUGCAUGGUCGAUUCUCAACAAAAUCUGAUGUCUACAGUUUCGGUGUCUUAGUUCUUGAGAUUAUAUCUGGUCGAAAUAACAGAUUUGUCCACCAGUCAGACACUACAAUUGAGAAUUUGGUGACACACGCUUGGAGGUUGUGGAGAAACGGCUCACCAUUAGAACUUGUGGAUCCAACCAUUUCAGAGAAAUGUCAAACGAAAGAAGUGACAAGAUGCAUCCACAUUGCGCUGCUAUGUGUUCAACACGAUCCUACAGAUCGUCCAAAGUUGUCGACAAUCAACAUGAUGCUCACUCACAAUUCCCUUCAUUUACCUGAUCCUCGACAACCUGGAUUCUUCUAUCCAAAUAGACGCAACCAAGAAUUAGAUGGCCUGGAGUCUAGCCAGUCCACAAACAGGGUCAGUUCCCAAACUAUCAAUGAUGUAACUGUUACAGAUCUUGAUCCUCGUUGAAGUUGGAACUGUUUGACAUAA
Molecule: messenger RNA, 2043 nt
Organism: Capsella rubella
Lineage: Eukaryota; Viridiplantae; Streptophyta; Magnoliopsida; Brassicales; Brassicaceae
Product: cysteine-rich receptor-like protein kinase 14
Exons: 6
Coding region: 1-2022 (673 amino acids)
Biological process (GO): protein phosphorylation
Molecular function (GO): protein kinase activity; ATP binding
Source: RefSeq, a predicted model, not a curated record